This is a messenger RNA of Chelmon rostratus (copperband butterflyfish), 4831 nucleotides long. RefSeq names its product transcription factor 19 (SC1), like (gene tcf19l). Gene Ontology annotation, molecular function: protein binding. The transcript has 6 exons. Lineage: Eukaryota; Metazoa; Chordata; Actinopteri; Chaetodontiformes; Chaetodontidae. Gene Ontology annotation, cellular component: nucleus. The record is from RefSeq and is a predicted model, not a curated record. Bases 860 to 2554 code for a protein of 564 amino acids. Gene Ontology annotation, biological process: regulation of gene expression.
CGGAGCCCGACGAACAACGGCGAUAAACUCCCGCACAAACAGCAACGUUUACCAAAGGUUCGGGAGGCAGCAGUCGACGGUGUGUGAGGAGUAUUUUCACACCGACUCGGCGCGAAGCUCUGUUAUUGCUAUCAGACAGUUACACCCUGUCAGGCUUCCCACCUGUGAGACGGCUGAUGUCAAUUGAUGUCAGGAUCCGAGGAUUUUAAUCUCACACACACACACACACACACACUCAGGUGACAGCUGUUCACACCUGGAAAUAUUAAACGUCAGAACUCUGAGAGUCACGGCUGUCAGGUUUUCUGGCAGGUUUGCUUUUCACGGUUUUAAUGUUGACUGCACCUUUCGUAUUAGCAGCACAGUAACACACAGGCUGUCCACGUUGCUGAGGCUCUCUAUUCUCAAAUCCACCGUUUUAUAGCCUCCCUCUCUAUGGGGGAUUUAGCCUGUUUGAGGUUGAGCUCAUAACAGUGUGCAGAAGCUCAUUUCCACACUUCACCAGCUUAUCCCGACCUCUUAUAUCCUCAUCAUUUAUUCAUGUGUUCGCACCAGGACACAACAAGCCAUCAGAUUGCUAUAUUAAUGCAAACAUCUGCUGCAGAAAGCUGCUGCACCUGCCUUUAACCUUCACGCUCGGUGCUUUCAGGUGUGUCUGGGAUUUUCAGUCUUGCAUUACAGCUUUAUGUUUGCAGUCAGCACUCUUUGGCCAGAGCCAAAUGCCUUCAGUUUAACUUCUGUCCUGUAGCAAAGAGUUCUGUCUCAGUAUGGGUCGCAGCCUCCUGUAAGUCAGGGCCUGUCGCAGAUCAGGUGGGGCAGGUGAGGGCUCGGAGGUGGCAGACAAUCAAACCCUUCAGUCAUGCUGUCCGGGGUGCAGCCAUGCUUCCAGUUACUUCGGAUCGGUUUGUCGGCUGGCGACUCAGCGCGGGACCUGUACACCUUCAGGCCGGCGCUGAGCCACUCGGUGUUCCGCCUGGGCCGGGCGGCGGAGCUCUGCGACGUCACUCUGGACUCCACGUCGGUGUCCCGGAUCCACGCCGAGCUGCGCGCGGAGAAGGAGGUGAGCGGAGGUGACGCGGCGCCGCAGGAGGAGGGCUGGAGGGUCCACAUCAAGGACAGGAGCAGUCACGGCACCUGGGUCAAUGAGGUUCGCCUCCAGCCUGGCAUCCAGUGGGAGCUCUCAGACGGCGACACGCUGACCUUCGGUGGCCAGACGGCUCCAGGGAGCCCCGAGUUCUACUUCCUCUUCCAGAAGGUCAAAGUCCGCCCGCUCGACUUUGAUGCUAUCACAAUUCCAAAGGCGGGCACCUUCUCCUCAGACUUACAGAACCGGAUCAGAACCAAUCUAGACCGCAAGGUGGCCGCCAACCUGGACCUGUCCAAGCUGUCCAUGCACCGGGCCACCGUCAUCCUCAACUCCAUCGGCAGCCUGAGCAAGAUGAAGGGCAGCGCCUGGACCUUCAAGAGGAGCCACAGCCACGAGGGAACCGCCUCGGACCCCGGCUCCUCCUCCUCACCUCCUCUGGCCAUGGGCUUCUCCUCUGUGCUCCCGCCCUCCACACCCCCAUCAUUCUCCUCUGCCGCUUCGGUGCCCUCGACGAAGUCCCUCCAGUCGACCUCCAGGAGCAGGAGGAAGUCUGCUCACACGGUGCUCCUCGAGGACGACAGCUCGGACGAGCCCCGACGUCGAGGAGCUCCAGCAGGAGUUGUGGAGGAUGAACAGAGAGCGAGGGGGAAGAAGAGGCGGCGGCUCUACAAGUCCGAGUCGGAGGGUUUCAGCUCUCCUCCUCCGCUGCCGCUGCAGCCCAAGAGCCACAGUGAUGUCCGGCGGCCGCUGGAGGCCAAGCCCUUCCCCGUCGGCAUCAGGACCAUCGGCAGUUUCCAUGGCGCCAUGACGAAUAGCAGACUCAACAACAACCACCACCACCUCCUCCAGGCGUCAUUCACCAACGCUGCUGUUCACAAGCAGGAAGUGCAGACAGUGCACCGGGUCCAGACGGUGAUGCACGGCAACAUCGCCGCAUUCCGCCAACAGAAGCCUGCACACAGUUCUCCAGCGGCGCAGAGAGGCAGGCGGAGGGCUCACAGCUCUCCGGUUUUCUCCCCUCUGGUGGUCGGAGGGGAGAACUACAGCCUGGCCUCGCCUUCUGUGAGGAUCCGCACGGAGGACCGAAGCAGGAUGCAGUUCAACAGAUUUCACCAUCCAACAAUCAAGCGCCGAGGCCGCCCCAGGAAGCACCCUCUCCCUCCCCGGCCUUCCCUGCCCUCUCCGUCCUCCUCGUCCUCCUCUUCCACCUCCUCGGCCUCCUCCUCCUCCGGCUCCUCCUCGUCCUCCUCCGACGAGGACGACGACGAGGACGAGGAAGACGAGGAGGUGGCCGCCGGGGCGGUGGAGCCGUGCGCGGCGCCGCGCUGCCGCUUGCCCCAGCAGGACACGGUGCAGUGGAUCCAGUGCGACGUGUGCGACGCCUGGUACCACAUAGACUGUCUGCACGUGGACCGCAAGAAGCUCCUGAAGGACCCCAACGCAGACUUCCACUGCGGGUGUCGCUGAUAUGAGCGGAGGUUCAGUUUAGACUUUCAGGUUGCCACAUUUUCUUCCCUUAAAUGUUUAUUUCCUUCAGAAAUCCACACUUUUGAUUGCAGAAAGCUUUUUUUCUUACCUCAACGGCAGCUGGCGAGGGCGGGAAAAGAGUUCAAUUCUCACAUCCGGGUUUGAGGAUUUGUGACGCAGCGCUCUCACAGCUGCUUCACAAACCUCUUGCCCGCUCAGUCUCAGGGCUCGGGCUUCGGAGGAGGCGGCAAAACCGUAAUUACAUGUGUCGGGUCAGAUUUCAUUGCGGCGUCGAUUGCCUGGAGAGGUGUGAUCGGGGGGGGGGGGGGCCUGAUGAAAUGCUUCUGAGUGCACUCCCACUGAGGCUGUCGCUGGCCGGGAGGCAGCAUUCAGGAAGAUUAAUGAAAUGUUUCAGAUCAGGCUGCCACAGUAGGAGUCUGUGCAGGGCCGUAACACUUUCACCUUCAUUUCAAUGACAAGGCCAAUUUUUCAGGGCAGAACAAGACCUUCAGUGAACAUUUACUGAUAGUUUGGGUGGCCAAAAGCACUCCAGUACCCCCCACCCCCACCCAAAACAAGUCAACAGUGGGCUGGUGUUUUCCCACCUCUGAAAUGUUUCAGUGCAGCUUUCCUGAGAGGCCGCGGCUGUCUGGGAGUGGGAUGUUUCAAGACAAUUAAAUGGCAGAAAAUGUGUCAGUGGACUCCCCAUUGGUGCCGCUGAUGAGAGAUAAUCAGAUGUUUCAAGGCACUUCAGCAGAAGCAGCAGCUGCUGAGCAGUGGGGACGGCAGAGGCUGAGGGCAGGCCGGCAGCGUGUCCGCCGCUGGUUGAAGAGGACUCGUUAACAGUGAAAUGUCGUGAAAUAUCAUCCGCUAACGUAACGGGAUGAACAGAUUCAGGAAGUGAUCUCAUCGUCUGACUGGUGGGUUGAUGUGUCAGAUGAGUUGAGGGUCUCCUCUUUAGAUGAGUCUUCAUCUGCUCUCCUCACACCGCUGAGCUCUUGGACUCUUUAGUCCUGGGUGAGAUGGGCUGGACCUGACACUUGUUCUCCACUACAGAACAGCAGCUGUACACGUUUGCUCAGGUGCUGCUUGAGCAGAACUCCAAAUUCUUCUCUUAAGCACCUUUUCUAUAAUUUAACUCAGAAAUGUGACUUUGCUUGCCUCACGUGGACCAAACCAACCUCUCUGUGUUUCUACAACAGCAUCGCUGAGCAGUUUACCUUCUGCACCUGGCGUAUAAUCUCUGUAAUAGUUUGGACAGGUAAUGGUAGCGUUAAGUAGACUUUGCUGGUCAUCGUGCUUUGAUCACACCACUGGCGGACCUGCAGUUUUUUGAAGUGGGAGAAAAUGUAGAAAACAUGAUUCUUGAGCAUUAAAUUUAAGAAAAAAAGAAUCGUUUGAACCUGUAAAUGGCAGAUUUAAGACUCCUGAUUGCUUCAUCUUUGCAGAAACUGUUGAAUGAAAGUAAUAAAUGUAGUGUUACUAAUCAAAAGGCUCCAGUUUCAAUUGAAAUAAUUUCAUUGACAUUUAGUGUUUUGACAAAAUCACUGAAAAUAAAACAUGUAAUAAUGUGAGGUUACAUCACCUUGCUGCAGUAAUACAAUAUCAGUUACAUAGGACUUAACACGCCGUGCUACGGAUCUGAAGGUCGUGUUGUGCAGUGAUGACUCAAAUGUAAAAGUUUUGUUGAUCUUCAGUCACUCUUGUUUUGGUUUCGUGUGUCGUUGCUUCCUCUUUUUUCUCUCGUCGAGUUGAGCUCUAAACAUUUAGAUGUCUGUUCAUGUCUUCCGAGCUUCACUGGAAGAAACGUGCCAUCUUUCACCACAUCACUCACCGUCGCCGUCAUGGCGUCACAUCGGCGCACCCGUUUUUCGCUUUCAUGUGGCGUGCCGAACAGUUGCACGGGUCUAAAAAAGAGCGCUGAAACACGCAGCUGCUGAGCGACUGAUGCUUUUUAGCUGGCGAGAAGGUGAAAUGACACGAACUGUGACGACAACAACAACAACAACAAAGCAGGAAACUUCUGUGAUAUUGAAAAUGGAGGAAAAGCUUCACAGUGCAGCCACAAAGACCUGAGUCAAAACUGAGCUGUUUCUCCCUGAAGCUUACGAUACUGUCAACAUCUUGAGGCAAUGCAGACCUGAAACAGUGCAGCUGAGACCAUUAUUCAGUUUCAAAGACUUGCCAGUUAUUUUGGUCAUUUGUCAAGCAACAAGGCCAAAAAAAAAAGACAUUUAAUAGACUUGAUUAUUGAUUGAUUUUACUCUUUGUCUCUUU